Messenger RNA from Pyricularia pennisetigena, 1161 nucleotides. RefSeq lists its product as uncharacterized. The record is from RefSeq and is a predicted model, not a curated record. Lineage: Eukaryota; Fungi; Ascomycota; Sordariomycetes; Magnaporthales; Pyriculariaceae. The coding region runs from base 1 to 1161 and encodes 386 amino acids. The transcript has a single exon. Gene Ontology annotation, cellular component: cytoplasm. Gene Ontology annotation, molecular function: guanyl-nucleotide exchange factor activity.
AUGGACUUUGUAUUCGCCCUUGGAUCAAACGGCUCAGGUCAACUGGGCAUAGGCCACAAAGAAGACAUCUCAGUACCCAAGCCGGCACUCUUCUCCUCGGCAGCAGGCGAGCUCUCGGCUCACCCACCGUCGCCAAUCGUCAAGGUCGCGGCCGGCGGGAAUCACACCCUGCUCUUGGCCGAGAAUGGCGAAAUAUACAGCACCGGCGAUCCGGCCUCCGGAGCAUGCGGACUCAAGUCAGCAGCAGCGGCAGGAGACGCAGCCGAGGCAGGCCAAUCACGACCGCCCGUCUUCCACAAGAUCCACCUGCCCGCCGAGCAAAUAUCCCAAGUUCCGGACCGACUGGUCGCCGCCACCUGGGAGGCGUCAGUGAUCACGGGACCCGACGAGCAAGGCCGGGGGAACAGGCGCGUGUACAGCUUCGGGUGCGGCAGCAAGGGCGAGCUCGGACAGGGCCCUCUCAUCAUCCGUCUCCCGUUCGCCCAGCCGAUUGCAAACUUCCCACCGCCAGGGACCGAGGUCGUCGGCCUGUCGGCCUGCAUGGGCCACGUCGUCGCCGUGCUGAGCAACGGGGACGCCUACGGCUGGGGUAAUGGGCGAAAAGGGCAGCUGGGCGCGCCGGCAGGCGUCGUCACCGAGCCCCGCAAAAUCGAGGGCGUUCCCUUCAAGGUGGUUAAGGCUGCUUGCGGCAAGGAGUUCACCUGCCUCGUCGGGGAGCCUGGCAGUGGAGAUAUCGCCGUGAUAGGUCUGGACAAAUGGAGCGUGCAAUCUUCUGCACCAACUUCGGUGCCGGGUUGGCGAGACCUGCAAGCUAGCUGGGGUAACAUCUACGUCUUGCAAGCCGACCGGAGCAUCCUCAGCUGGGGUAGGAAUGACCACGGACAACUGGCGCCAUCGGGGCUGCCCAGAAUGUCACAGAUUGCGGUCGGCAGUGAGCAUGUCGUCGCCAUAGACGAGGCACGCGAAACUGUCGCUGCCUGGGGUUGGGGUGAACAUGGAAACUGUGGUCCUGGUCCUCAAGUUCAAGGUGACAAUUCACAAGGGAAAACUGGGUGGACUGUCAUCGCCUCCGCCAAACAUAUUCCCCCUGGUUCCUCUAUUACAGCUAUUGGUGCUGGUUGCGCCACCAGUUGGGUUAUGAUUGGAAAACAUGCUAGCUAA